Molecule: messenger RNA, 557 nt
Organism: Papilio xuthus (Asian swallowtail)
Lineage: Eukaryota; Metazoa; Arthropoda; Insecta; Lepidoptera; Papilionidae
Exons: 4
Coding region: 87-557 (156 amino acids)
Source: RefSeq, a predicted model, not a curated record
ACACGUAUAUUCUAUACGUUGUUAAAAGACAUGUCAUAACUCCGUACUUUUAUAACCUAGUAAUAUUUCUGUGUUUAUUUUUUAUAAUGAAAAAACCAGUUAAAAGUGAUUUUAAAAUAUAUAACCUCACAUCUAGUUGCAGUGAUACAUCAAAUUUAUCCAGUUCCUCAGAUUCGGACACUCCAUUGAAAAGAUUUAACCGUCUCGUGCGCAAGUCGGUGGCGCGCUGGGCGUACUUUCGUCGCAAACCGCGGCCGUGGACCCGCGGCCGCUCCGUCUCCGACACUGGCCUCUGCGACAUCGCACAUCAUGAUUCAAAUUAUUUGGACAUUGGGCAUGGAAAGCAUCGCUCCUUGUUCGUUCUGGACGGAGCCAGUCGCUAUGAUGUACCAUCUCUAUGUAUUACGUCGGCGGGCGGUUCGGCGGGCGGCUCGGUGGGCGGCUCGGCGAGCGGCUCGACGAGCGCGCUCGGGCUCGAAGAGGCCAGCGACAGCGACGCCGAGCGACCGCGCAGACACCACUUGCGUGUGCCAACACCUCACUACCACGGACAGUGA